UACUACUUUACCGACCGUUCGUUAUCGAUAGUCACUCAAGAGUGCCGGCGUUUAUUUACAGCGAAAAUUUUGUUUAUAUCCGAAAAAAUAAUAACCAGCCAUUAUGCGCGACGAAAUCCUGGACCCCAGCAACCUGGUCAAGAACCGGGAGAUUCUCUACCGCCUGAUGAUCAGCCAGCUAAUGUACGACGGUCUGGAGAAGUUUGCCAUGGAGCUGUCCAUGCUGGUGAAGGCGGAUCAGUGUGCUCCUAGCGAGCGCCUCCUCCACGUGAUGAUCGCCGGCAUGCAGACGCUGAGCGACAAGGACAAAACCCAAUCGGACGACGUGCUGCCGGGCAUUGAUCUGGAGUUCGAGCCGGAGGCUUCGGCACUGGCGCCGGAGCCGCAUUCCUACGAAACUGCCUACGUGACGUCGCACAAGCAAGCCUGUCGUGCGGGAGCCUUCAGCUACGACGGCUCCCUGGUGGCCACCGGCAGUGUGGACGCUAGCAUCAAGAUUCUGGACGUGGAACGGAUGCUAGCCAAGUCGGCGCCCGAAGAUAUUGAGCCUGGUCGCGAGCAGCAGGGUCAUCCGGUCAUACGAACGCUGUACGAUCACACGGACGAGGUGUCCUACCUGGAAUUCCAUCCCAAGGAGCACAUCCUGGCCUCGGCUUCGCGCGACGGCACCGUCAAGCUGUUCGAUAUCGCCAAGCCAUCGGUGAAGAAGGCCCACAAGGUGUUCACCGACUGCGAGCCGGUGCUGUGCCUCUCCUUCCACCCCACCGGCGACUACAUAGCCAUUGGGACGGAGCACAACGUACUGCGCGUGUACGAUGUGCACACCACGCAGUGCUUCGUCAGCGCCAUUCCCUCACAGCAGCACAAGGCGGGCGUGACCUGCGUGAAGUACUCGCCCACCGCAAAGCUGUAUGCCACGGGCAGCUACGACGGCGACAUCAAGGUCUGGGACGGCAUCAGCGGGCGUUGCAUCAACACCAUUGCCGAGGCGCAUGGCGGAGCGGCCAUUUGUUCGCUGGAGUUUACCCGGAACGGAAAGUAUCUCCUCUCCUCCGGCAUGGAUUCCCUUGUCUAUCUGUGGGAACUCUGCACCAGCCGCCCGAUCCAGACGUACACGGGUGCUGGAACCACUGGCAAGCAGGAGCACCAAACAGAAGCCGUGUUCAACCACACCGAGGACUAUGUCCUCUUUCCGGACGAGGCCACCACGUCGCUGUGCUCGUGGAAUUCGCGAAAUGGCUGCCGUUUGACCCUCAACUCUCUGGGCCACAACGGGCCGGUGCGUUACAUCACCCAUUCACCGAAUGCACCUGCCUUUCUCACCUGCUCCGAUGACUUUCGGGCUCGGUUCUGGUACCGCAGGGCCAAUAAUCAGUAGAUUUAUAGCUUAAGAUAUAUGCGUGCUGAUAAAUGCAAUAAAUGUUAGGGAACAUAAUAUCUAAAGUUUAUAUGGUUUUCAAGUUAAGUGAUGUAAUUCUUUCAGUAAAAAUUCUCUUUAUUUAAUGAACUCAAUUCUCUUCGCGAAGAGUUACGGCUAGAAGACUUGUCCAACUAAAAUAUCUAAAAGGUUGAGCGCAUAUUCUGUGAGUGAGUUGUAAGUCGUAGUUGUUGCGUUAAGUAAUCGGUUGUUGUUAAAGUCAUAUAUCAUAUAUCAUAAUACAUAAUUCCGUAUAAAUAUCAGUUAAUUUCUUCUUCACUGGAAGUCCAUUGCGCAUUUUGUUGCUUGGAUCGCUGGCCUUAAGGAUAUAAAUUAAUAGAUUAAUUAGAGCCUAGUUAAGUAAAUUAAGUGUUUAAGUUUACAACAUUUUGUGUUGGGGGUAGGCAACCUUUGCAGAUCUCGGCUCCGCCCCAACUCGUUUUGAUGAUUGCACAAAUAGCCAAAUACAUUUGAAUUUCAGCUUGUUGCCAAGGAAAUUGAACAAAAUAAUUAUACUACGGACUUUGAGUAUUAAACAAAACUAAACAAUACAUGUGUA
Drosophila serrata is the source of this 1976-nucleotide messenger RNA. RefSeq names its product cleavage stimulation factor subunit 1 Cst50 (gene CstF50). Lineage: Eukaryota; Metazoa; Arthropoda; Insecta; Diptera; Drosophilidae. Gene Ontology annotation, molecular function: RNA binding; protein binding. Gene Ontology annotation, cellular component: mRNA cleavage stimulating factor complex. The record is from RefSeq and is a predicted model, not a curated record. Gene Ontology annotation, biological process: mRNA 3'-end processing.